Messenger RNA from Cryptomeria japonica (Japanese cedar), 1586 nucleotides. Its product is annotated as peroxidase 5. Gene Ontology annotation, molecular function: heme binding; peroxidase activity. Gene Ontology annotation, biological process: response to oxidative stress; hydrogen peroxide catabolic process. Gene Ontology annotation, cellular component: plasmodesma; plant-type cell wall. NCBI's taxonomy places the organism in Eukaryota, Viridiplantae, Streptophyta, Pinopsida, Cupressales, Cupressaceae. The record is from RefSeq and is a predicted model, not a curated record. The transcript is spliced from 4 exons. Bases 177 to 1151 code for a protein of 324 amino acids.
GAAAAGGAAAGAGAGAGCAAUGCUUGGUAAUAUUCUGUAGAGCGUAUUGACUCGUUGAAGACAAUUCAAUGAUCAUGCUGUUAUAUACCACAUCUUCCCCUCCUCUAAUACAUACCCAAAAGUGUUUCCGCUAGCUUUCUCCCCUCAUCUAGUAACUCUUAGACUACUCUUCUGAAAUGGAAGCGAGUCUGCUGGUUAUUCCUUUCGUCAUAUUGUUUUUAUCUGUUAGAGCUAAUAGGGAUGGGUUAAAGGUAGGUUUUUAUAGCCAAACAUGCCCUAAGGCCGAGGAGAUUAUCAAUGAAACUGUUGCCAAAGCAGUUAAAGCAAAUCCUGGUGUACCAGCUGCUCUUAUAAGAUUGCACUUCCAUGAUUGCUUUGUGAGAGGCUGCGAUGGAUCAAUUCUCCUUGAUUCCACAGCAGACAACGUAGCGGAGAAGGACUCCUUUGUCAACAAUCUGAACCCGGUGGGCUACGACAUAAUUGAUGAAGCCAAGUCCAAACUGGAAGCCAAAUGUGCGGGUGUCCUUUCUUGUGCCGACAUAGUGGCAUACGCUGCAAGAGAUAGUGCUUACCAAGCUGGUGGGUUAUUUUGGGCGGUUGAAGGCGGUCGAAGAGACGGGAGGACAUCUCUCGCAAUAGAGCCCCCAUUGAAUCUUCCUUGUCCCUCAUUUGAUGUAAACCAGUUGACACAAAUUUUUGCCACAAAGAAUUUGACGCAGGAGGACAUGGUCACUCUCUCAGGUGCCCAUUCAAUUGGGGCUUCUCACUGUGCUUCAUUCAGUGUAGAUCGUCUGUACUACUUCAACGGGAGUGGUGGUCAAGACCCUUCCAUGAACUGCCACUAUGCUGUUAAGCUAAAGGCCAUAUGCACCCCCUCGGCUUCACCAGAGGCCGUUGCUUUACUGGAUCCUUUCACUCCCACUAAGCUGGACGUGAAUUACUACAUAAACUUGCAGUACAAUCUUGGACUGUUGAAAUCUGAUCAGGCGUUGAUGUUAGAUGAUGCCACCUCCCGAGAGGUGAAGAUUAACGCCAAGUAUCCAACCAUUUGGAGGAAGAAAUUCGGACGAGCAAUGGUAAAGAUGGGUGCAUUUGACGUGUUGACAGGAACGCAGGGAGAGAUAAGGAAAAAGUGCCGUUUCCGGAACUAGCGGAUUCCUGCGCCCUAAGGAGAGUUUAAAGUUGCUUGACAUUUUUUUUUUAAACAUUUCUGGUAAAUUGUGUUAGAAAAUGUGAUUUAUUCCUCACAUUUUUUAUUAUCAAUAUAUUAAUGAUGAUGGAAGGUCAAGUCAUGUCAUAUUGUGGAGUAAAAGUGAGGAGAAUAACUAAGGUUAAAUUAAACUUAGAAAUAUGGGAACAAGUCUAAGUACAAGCCAUGUCUUAUUGUAUAAGGCCAUGUCAAAUGAAAUCAGAAGAUUGCAGAACAAGUCAUUCAUGCAUGCCAUGUCAUAUUAUACAAGUCAAGUCAAGUCAAAUUAGAUUAAAGACUAAAUUUCAAGUCAUGUUAGAAGCUUAAAGUACAAAUCAUGAGUUAAUGUCAUAUCACGUAGCAAGUUAAGUAGGAAACUUGAAGGUAAAAUUAUGUG